Messenger RNA from Hyposmocoma kahamanoa, 2560 nucleotides. It is a transcript of the gene fz4, whose product is annotated as frizzled-4. The transcript has 3 exons. Gene Ontology annotation, molecular function: Wnt-protein binding; Wnt receptor activity. Gene Ontology annotation, cellular component: plasma membrane. Lineage: Eukaryota; Metazoa; Arthropoda; Insecta; Lepidoptera; Cosmopterigidae. Gene Ontology annotation, biological process: non-canonical Wnt signaling pathway; canonical Wnt signaling pathway. The coding region runs from base 16 to 2028 and encodes 670 amino acids. The record is from RefSeq and is a predicted model, not a curated record.
CGAUAACCGCCUCUGAUGGGCGCGCCUAACGAGACCCGCGGCCGCAGUCUUGCGCAUCCGGAUCUCCUAAUCCAUUUCUCUCCCUAUCCCUCUACAACUACUCCGCAUACCUGCGCUUGCGGCCGGUGGACCUUUUUUUGUUUGUCUCCCCCCUCUUGCGGACUCCGGCGCCUGCACAUACUAUCUCGAGACGCGUUCCGCGACGCACGCUCGUCGCGUGCUCGGUCAGCGCCCGCAAUACACGCGUGCGCUUCGUACAAUGAAACCUCUGUGAACUUGAUAUCGUCUUCCACCAUGAAGUGCUUCGCCGAGAUCUUCGUGACAGUGACCCUCGUGACGGUCGUCGCUGCCGAAGCAUCAGUUCGGACGUGCGAACCUAUCAAAGUGGCUAUGUGCAAGAACAUCGGUUACAACCAGACUGGUAUGCCUAAUUUGGCGCGACAUACACUUCAAGCUGACGCCGAUGUAACUCUUCAAACCUUCAGUCCACUCGUCCAGUAUGGCUGCUCCUCCCAGUUACAUCUAUUCUUGUGUGCAGUGUACGUGCCUAUGUGUACGGACAAAGUGGCGCUGCCCAUCGGGCCAUGCAGAGGACUGUGCGAAAGCGUUUACGCCAGGUGUUAUCCUGUGCUCCGCGGGUUCGGGUUCACAUGGCCCACUGAGCUAGACUGCUCUCUGUUCCCGGCAGAGAACAACCACGAACACAUGUGCAUGGAGGGACCAGGCGAGCGAGCGCCACCGAUGGGCAACAUGCCUCCAGAUGCUCCCGGUGGUGGCCGUGGAUCUUGCCGACGCCUUAUCAAGCCCAAUAGCUGGGUGUGGGUGCGAGGCUCCGGUCGCUGCGCACAAUAUUGUGACGCCGAAGUACUGUGGGAAGCUGGAGAGCGACGAGCGGCUGAAGUGUGGCUGGCAACUUGGGCAGCGUUGAGUUUUGCAUGUACGCUAGCGGCCGUAGGUGCGCAGUUGGCCUGCGGUGAUCGUGGUGGCGCUGGCGAGCGCGCCCUAGUGCUGGUGGCGCUGUGCCGCUGCGCCGCUGCUGCAGGCUGGGGCGUCCGCGCAGCGGCAGGUCGCACCGCCGCUGGAUGCGCCAAAGACUCCACGUCUCCGACCCGCAUGUUGCUGGCGCACGACGGACUGGCUAACCCCAAUUGUGCAGUGGUCUUUCUUCUGCUAUAUUAUUUCGGCCUCGCUGCUUCUGUGUGGUGGGUGGUGGUAGCAGGCGCGUGGCGAACGAGUGUGUUGCGACCGCCGAUUCCUCCUGGCGCUCCAGGGUCUUCUUCACGGAAUGACCGCCAUUCCUCGCUGCUUCAGCUGGCCGCCUGGGGAGUCCCAGCUGCUCUUGCUGCAGCUGUCUUGGUUACUAGAGACGUUGAUGCUGAUGAACUUACUGGAACGUGUUUCGUGGGCAACCAGUCGAGCAAAUCCCUGCUGGCUCUAGUCAUCGUUCCAGAAACAAUCUGCCUACUGCUGGGUUGCGUUUUCCUCUCGUCUGGGUUACGAGCGGUUCUUCGCCGACCAAACCCUGUGCCUGCUCCUGCUACUCUUCUCAAUGCUCCUCCACAACCACAUACAAAUCAGAGUGUGUUGCGAUUGGGAGCAUUUGCUGCUCUAUACGCUGUACCAUCCGCGUGCAUUCUCGCUACGUGGGUCUACGAAUACGCUUGGAGAGAUGAGUGGCUUGCAGCAGCGGUGCCAUCAACUGAACCGUUCACCCAUCCUCAACCAGCUUUCUGGGUGUUUCUCUUCAGAAUAUUUGCAAGUCAGAUCCUCGGUGUAAUGGUGGCUGUGUGGAUAGCGACUCCACGGUUAAAAGUUUUAUGGAGAAGAGUCACUGGGCCGAGGAAAACUACGUUGGCAAAGUGUCCGACUGGGCCGCCGCCAACACCUCUCACUCUGCACUGUUACGCGACGCAUCCACAUACUCUGUCGCGACAUUCACACAAGUACGCGACAUACAGACCUCCACAAACACAUUCGUAUAGAAAACCGAGGCAUUAUCACUAUUCAGCUGGAGAAACGAUACUAUGACCUAAUGCAAACAGUUUGCGUGUUUUAUACUCGUAUUACAAAUUCAUUUCAAACAAAAGACUUGAGAAGUAAAAAGUAUAAUAACAGGAGCUACAGUGUGCUCCGAUGGUUGCAUUUAAUAUUUUUAGUUGUACAGUUGUGUGUAUAGAGUUAAUUGUAUGUUCCAUAGUGCCAUUAUUAUAGUUGAUCGAACAAUUAACUAGAUAAAAAGAAAUUUGUGAAUAAAUAAGUAAAUAUAUUUCAUGUAAGAUAUUUGAGCAGGUAUUUUUAAGACGAAACUUAAUUUAAAUUAUUUCGCGUUAGAGUUACGUUCUGAUUUGUAAAUAUAAUCCCGGGAAAGACUUACACUUUUAACAAAUAAUGUGAUCGUCUGGAUUUUUAGUUUCCAUAGUCUAAGAGCUAUAUACUACAUUUGGUAUACAUAAUAGAUUUGACAUACAAUAAAAGAUAAAACUGUAAAGAAACUUAAGUUUUAAGUAUAGUGGAAGCCCACCUCCACGUAACCAAAAUGUUCGCCUGAUUUUGUAAAUAU